GUGCUCGACGGGUCGCCGGGUUUGCGUGCCGCGGCGAUGGCGAAUACCGCGGUGUUUACGAGCGGCUUCGGCGUCUUGCGACUCGGGUUGACGCUCGCGGGUAUCGCGCACUCGUGGUUUCUCGGAACGGUCGUCAUGGCGGCGUUUGGUGUCGGAGGAUACGCUCUCGUGUGCGCCUACUUCAUCGUCGGCAGUGCGGUGACAAAGAUAAAAUUGAAGGAAAAGCAAGCCGAGGGGAUAGCGGAGGCGCGGGGAGGGCUUCGUGGCCCCGGAAGCGUGUGGGGGAGCGGGACGGCGGGGAUUUUGUGCGCUAUUGCGGCGCUUUCGGGAUGGACACCCGUGUCGUUGGAACUCUGGCGGAUCGGUUUCGUGGCGAGCUUUUGCAGCAAACUCAGCGACACCACCGCAAGUGAGAUCGGCAAGGCCUACGGCAAGACGACCUAUAUGAGCACGCCACCGUUCAAGUUAGUUCCCAGAGGUACGGAGGGCGCCGUUAGCGUCGAAGGAACCGUGGCUGGUAUCGUCGUAUCGGGUCUGUUCGCCGGGCUUGCGUUCAUCAUCGGUCAACUGGAUGCCGUCGGCGUCGGUGUAUGCGUCCUCGCUGCCUUCAUCGCGACGACCUUCGAGAGCAUGCUCGGGGCGGCUGUGCAGGGUAGAAAAGGAUUUGAUUGGAUGUCUAACGACGUGGUGAACGGAAUACAGAUCACGCUCGCGGCUGGGGUGGCCAUCGCGUUGAGAACAAUCGUCUGA
This is a messenger RNA of Ostreococcus lucimarinus CCE9901, 750 nucleotides long. RefSeq lists its product with no specific name. Gene Ontology annotation, cellular component: chloroplast inner membrane. Lineage: Eukaryota; Viridiplantae; Chlorophyta; Mamiellophyceae; Mamiellales; Bathycoccaceae. The annotation marks the transcript as partial. The transcript has 2 exons. The record is from RefSeq and is a predicted model, not a curated record.